UUCAGGUACAGACAAUGAAAAUGGAGGCUAGCUGUACAACCGAACACAGAACGCAAAUGAAAAUAAAUUGCUUAACACAAUAAAAAUGGAAUACAAUAAAUGACAAAAUGGGAAGAUUUAUGAAUAAGUUAACCGUGCGAGAGAAGUGGGUAUGGCAUAACGGCACUACGAAUUCAUAAAAAUUGAAAUAUAAAUAUAAGAUGUAGAAGAAUUGGUUUACAGAGCUUUGAAACAAGCUCUAAAAUGACACACGAGAACCUAAUAAAAAAUAUGUCAAUACCAAAAAUAUGCACCACCGAAUGUCAGAACUCUUCAAAACUAUCGUUCGAAGUAAAACCCCCAGAUCCUAACACUACAUUCUUAUAUCGAUACUCAAUCGAUACAAAUAAUACCGAUUCCGAUUUCAACAUCGAUUAUUUCAACGAAACUUUCAGUGAUUCGAAUUGUACUUUUAAAAAUGGAACGUGUAGUGAUGUGGACUAUAACUUUUGGGCGUUAUCGUUGCUAGUGUUUCCUUUGCUGACUUUAUUCGGUAAUGUUUUAGUGAUACUAAGUGUGUCGAGAGAAAGGAGUCUGCAAACUGCGACGAACUACUUUAUAGUGAGUUUGGCUGUUGCUGAUUUACUUGUGGCUGUCGUUGUUAUGCCGUUUGGAGUUUAUUAUUUGUUCAACCACGGUGUAUGGGGUCUCCCGCCCGUGGUGUGUGAUUGCUACAUCGCCAUUGAUGUCAUCUGCUCCACAUCCAGCAUAUUCAAUCUAGUCGCCAUAUCUGUUGACAGAUACAUAGCAGUAACCCAACCAAUAAAAUACGCGAAACACAAAAGCAACGCCCGAGUCUGGUCCAUGAUAGGGGUCGCAUGGCUCGUCUCCGGGGCCAUAGGGUCUCCUAUAGUCCUAGGCCUCAACAACACAGCGGACCGGAGGCCUGGGGACUGUCUGUUCAAUAAUAAGGACUAUGUCAUAUACUCGUCGCUCGGGUCCUUCUAUAUACCGUGUAUCAUCAUGAUGUUUUUGUAUUAUAAUAUUUUUAAGGCAAUAAGACAGCGAGCGAAAAAGCAGCGCAUAGCCAAGAAAACCUCUGCAGCGCUAAGCUCCGCUGUAUCCAGCGGCACAGCGGCCGUGGUGAUAGAGAACGUCGCGCAGACGCAGCGGCUGGACGGCUCCAUGAACGACGCGCCCACCAACACCGCGUCGGGGAGCAAUGAGGAUGAGGAUGAUGAGAAGUGACUGUCUCUUUCUUCCAGCUUUGGCAGAACAGAGAUGGGUGCGUACGCCGAGGAGCUGGUGAACUCCAGGUCAGCUAGGUUCAUGCUGGCUGCUGUGGUUGAGGAAACUGGACUAAUAAUGGCGAACUUAGCUUCCCCCAUUCCAAUGAUGGACCCCAACACGAACAACGACUCGGGGUACGCCCCCUCGAACAUGGAAGCUGAUAAGGAGCACACCCCCCCUGCUUCCCCCACCAAUAAGGAGGAGAAGAAGCCAGAAGAUAGCACGGUAGAUAGCACGGAAGCUGCCAAGCCUAAGCCUGAGUUGAAAAAGAAGCUAAGCAGGAUAAGCAACAGCUCUCUGAUUUCGACUCCUCGGAGGCGGUUCAGGAGUGCGGCAUCAGCGGCUAGGUUCACCAUCUUCCGCGCCAACAGGGCUGGCAAGCUGAGGGCCAAGUCCUUUGCUAAGAAGGAGAAGAAGGCUACACAGACACUCGCCAUUGUUUUAGGUGUAUUCCUCUUCUGCUGGGCACCAUUCUUCUCCUGCUCAGUCCUGGACGCCCUAUGCUUCAAGUUCGGCCUCCCCUACUCUCCCGGGGUGACCGUGUUCAUCCUGACCACGUGGCUGGGCUACAUCAACUCGUUCCUCAACCCCGUCAUCUACACCAUCUUCAACCCUGAGUUCAGGAAGGCCUUCAGGAAGAUACUCCAUUGCGGCACCUAGCCCUUGGAUUACUACGUAGUUUAUGAAUAGACUUUGACUCUUUCAACUUUCAAGUGAUUUUUGUUUUCAAUACCUACUGUGCU
Molecule: messenger RNA, 2012 nt
Organism: Helicoverpa armigera (cotton bollworm)
Lineage: Eukaryota; Metazoa; Arthropoda; Insecta; Lepidoptera; Noctuidae
Product: dopamine D2-like receptor
Exons: 8
Biological process (GO): adenylate cyclase-activating adrenergic receptor signaling pathway
Cellular component (GO): plasma membrane
Molecular function (GO): G protein-coupled receptor activity; dopamine neurotransmitter receptor activity, coupled via Gi/Go
Source: RefSeq, a predicted model, not a curated record